Molecule: messenger RNA, 1047 nt
Organism: Aspergillus ibericus CBS 121593
Lineage: Eukaryota; Fungi; Ascomycota; Eurotiomycetes; Eurotiales; Aspergillaceae
Product: Elongator subunit IKI1
Exons: 3
Coding region: 1-1047 (348 amino acids)
Biological process (GO): tRNA wobble uridine modification
Cellular component (GO): cytosol; nucleus; elongator holoenzyme complex
Molecular function (GO): tRNA binding
Source: RefSeq, a predicted model, not a curated record
AUGGCGCCCACAAACACAUCCCACAGACAGACACAUAAUUUGCUCUUGAUCUCCAAGCUUCUUAGCUUGAGAGACACCGCGUCACCGCUGACAUUGGUCUUGGACUCUCUAGAGCAGCCGGCAACUCCCUUGAUCAAAGAAUAUAUCCGACGCGCAAAGCUUUCCAAAACCCAUAUUACAUUUAUCGCAUUUGAAACAUUGAAGCCAUUGGAGGGCGUUGAUGCUUUUGUCUCCGCCCGCCGGAAGACUCCUUUGGAGAUACUAAAGGCAGUUGGUGCCGCCUACCAGGACGUCUCUUCCAGUGGCCCUUCUCGCAGGCGACUCAUUCUCAUUGAUGCUAUCAACCCGCUUCUACACUCCAAAAAGAACGACCCGCAGUUCCAUAUAUCGACCUUCCUAAGCUCCUUCCUCAUCCCGUCGAGUCCCACUGCUCCUAAGGUCGAGGUGUCGCUCGUGGUAAACUUCCACCAGGAUGUUCCAAACCCACCUGCUCAGUCGCCCUAUGCACCUUCGCCCCUUUCGAUGUUGACGUACCUCGCGACCACGAUUAUCCGACUUCAUUCAUUCUCACACAUACUGGCCCACAAAGCCGCGCGUGAUCGGAGUUUGGCCGCGCCUGUAUUUGGGCUUGAAGAAGAGCAGGAUGGUGUGUUGCUCGGCAGAUUGGAUAAGUCGACUGGCAAUGAAUCGGCCGAUGGGAUCGUGCUAGAGCUGGAACACCGAAGGAAGAGUGGCCGUGGGGUUCUGGAAUGGUACUUCCUUCCCUCGGCCUCCCGCUACCCUCCUCAAUAUGUGAAAGAGAUCGUGACUUUGCUGGAUGAUCACCCCUUGUACCGCCCACCACAGGAGCCCGACACAGGCGCUGGAGAAGAGGAGCCCGAAUCGACCUUUGAACUUCGCCUUACUGAAAGGCAGAGGCGCGAGCGGGAGGGUGUGGUGCUGCCAUAUUUCGAUGCACAGCAGGGCGACGGCCCUGGCGAAGGAGGGCGUAUCUUAUACGACAUGGGAGAGGAAGAUGACUUUGAUGAAGAAGAAGAUGAAAUCUAG